Molecule: messenger RNA, 3072 nt
Organism: Penicillium chermesinum
Lineage: Eukaryota; Fungi; Ascomycota; Eurotiomycetes; Eurotiales; Aspergillaceae
Product: TMCO4 family protein
Exons: 3
Coding region: 1-3072 (1023 amino acids)
Source: RefSeq, a predicted model, not a curated record
AUGUCCGCAGCGGGUGUCACCGUCAGCGGCACCUCCGAUACUUCGAUUGCUCCUGCACCCUCUCAGUCCGGUACACAACCGUUCGUGGCGGAUUCGGAGGAAUCGGCAGGUCCUGCCAGCAAUGGGAAAGAAAACGUGAAGGCUCAAGGGACGGGGGCGGGCUCUGCUCCAAACGCAAAACCUCUAGCCUCAGCCGCAGAGCCGGAGCUGGACGAUUUCGGUCUCCCUAUUCGACCGCGGUCGCAACCUCAGCGUCCGUCAGUGGAAUGUGCCGACGAAAACGAUGACCAUGCCCCCCGCGAACAUCGACACCCGCGACGGAAACAGAAGCUCCAGAAACCAAACCAAAGUCCGAAACUGGACAUGGUGAACCAGCGGAGCCAAAGUCCACGCCUGAGCCUAAGCAUGAAACCCAAGGACCGCAGACAGAGGAUUCAAGGAAAGGUCAAGAAGAAUAUUCUACGGAAACAACUCGCCCAGCCUCCAAAUCGCUUGGCUAUCAGAUCCCGGAAUGGUCGCAUAUGCAUUUCGCUAAACAUGAUAGGCCACAAGAGAAUGAGGAGGAAGAGGAGGGAAGAGGAUGAGUGGAAAGACAUGCCUGCAUUGGGAGAAAUGGACUACUACGAUGACUACGGUAGACUGGUAGCCCGUGGCUCCCGAGAAGAGGACGACGAGGCUGUGUAUAGUGGACUGGGCGGUGCUGGAAAGGGCUAUACUCGAGUCCAGCUUGACGAAGACGCUCAGUCAGCCAAUAGCUUGGACGAAGAUACCAGCUACCUUUUCAAAGAGGGUGGCCAUAAUUCUGCAGGGCUGGUCGGCGAGGAACUUCGCGAUACCGUGAGCCAACUCCAAGCAACCAAAGAUCUUCUUAAUGAGACCCAGAAAAUCGCAUAUGUCGGAGUCGUUCGACUGGCCGUGUUCGCGAUGAAUACCGAGAUCAGUGAAAUGCGAAUCACUAAGGCCACGAAGAAAACAACUUUCAAGGCACAGGACUCUAUGCGGAAAUGGGGGCAGGCAAUGAUGGGCCGUCUUUACGCGCACAUGGACAUCAAUCCGGCCGAGCAAGUCAUGAUCGAGCAGCUUGCCGAGCAUGGAGUGCAGCCUGAAGAUUUGAUCAGACCUCUCAUGCAAAAUGCCCGCGUGAAGAAUCCCAUGGCCGAUCAAAGCGCGGGCAUGUCCAGUCCUUCUGUAUCAUCUCCAACCUCUCCAACCUCAAAAUUUGAUCCUCAAUCGCGGGCGUCCACCGAGACAGCAGAGUCUGAAUUCGACGCACCUCCUCCUUACGAAGAACAUGAAGAUGAAGACGCAGUUCCGGAAGUCCACACUCCAUCCCAGAUGCCAAAAUCAGACCAGAUUGAUAUCGAUCUCCGGUGGACCGUCCUGUGCGACCUCUUCCUUGUCCUGAUUGCGGACUCUGCAUAUGAUGCUCGUUCCCGAUCUCUUCUGGAAAGAGUGGGAGCAGCAAUGGAUGUGACAUGGCUCCAGAUCUCCCGAUUUGAGAAACGUGUUACCGAUGCAAUUGAAAUGCAAGAGCAAACCGAGAAGGAGAACUGGGAUGAAUCAGAGCACAUGGAGAAGCGCCGGCAGAUGUCUCGGAAAACCAAAUACAUGGUUAUGGGCCUCGCAACGGUCGGUGGUGGUCUGGUCAUCGGUCUGUCUGCUGGACUUCUGGCUCCUGUGAUUGGAGCUGGUCUGGCAGCUGGUCUGACCACAGUUGGUAUCUCUGGAACCAGCGCAUUUCUGGGAGGUGUUGGUGGAACGGCUCUUAUCGCCUCUACUGCCAGUAUCAGUGGAGGUGCGAUUGGGUUGAAAGCUGCAAAUCGACGGACGGGAGCCGUCCAGACGUUCGAAUACCGGCCCUUGCAUAACAACAAAAAGCUGAACUUGAUUGUCACGGUAUCUGGGUGGAUGACCGGCAAAGUUGACGAUGUCCGACUUCCAUAUAGUACUAUAGAUCCUAUCAUGGGCGACAUCUACUCCGUCCUCUGGGAGCCAGAGAUGCUGCGCAGCAUGGGUGACACAAUCAACAUCCUUGCCACAGAGGCACUUACCACAGGUCUGCAACAAGUCCUCGGCAAUACUGUUUUAAUAGCCUUGAUGGCCUCUUUACAAUUGCCACUGGUUCUUACGAAGUUGGCGUAUCUUAUAGACAACCCUUGGACCGUUUCAUUGACUCGAGCUCAGUACGCAGGCCUUAUCAUGGCAGACUCUUUGCGCGAUCGAAACCUUGGCAAUCGGCCAAUCACUCUGAUUGGAUUCUCACUGGGGGCGCGUGUCAUUUUCUAUUGCUUGAAGGAACUCGCUGAGAAGGGGGCCCAUGGACUUAUUCAAAACGUCUACCUCUUUGGCUCUCCGAUCGUGGCCAAUAAGGAUGACUAUCUCAAGGCGCGCAGUGUGGUUUCUGGUCGAUUCGUGAAUGGGUAUUCUACGAAUGACUGGAUUUUGGGCUAUCUUUUCCGAGCUACCAGCGGUGGUAUUAUGCGUGUCUCUGGCCUCGCGCCCGUUGAGGGUAUACCGCGGCUGGAAAACGUCGAUCUCACCAAGAUUGUUAAUGGCCACAUGGAUUACCGUAGUGCCAUGCCGCGUAUUCUCAAAGAAGUUGGCUGGGAAGUGCUGGAGGAUGAGUUCGCGGAAAUCGAGGACCCAGAUCCAGACAACCAUGCCGAGCGUCAGCGUGAGCUGAUCCGGGAAAUCGAUGAAGCCCGCCGAGAGGCGGAACUGAAGCCGGAGAAGAAGCGCUUCGGUCUCUUCAAACGAGGCAAAAUGGCCGAGAAGAAGUCGUGGGAAACGUACGACGUUAAUAAAGCAUCAUCGCCGCAGGAGGCGAAUGAUCCCACCGCGGCGCCGGGUUCGGUCCUAUUCGAUAUCGAAGCCAUCCGUUCGGAGCUCGCAUCGGAAGCCAUUGAGGUGAAACAGCUGGAGUCGACGCUCCCUCCUAUGAAGCUCGACUUGAACCCUCCAUCAGAGUCUACCCCGAUCACGCCAGCAAAGGAAUUCAGGCCUGAGCCUCCCCCCAGUUGCCCGGACAGCAUCAGAACCGAAACUGACCACCACGGCUUCCUCCCUCAAUGA